Molecule: messenger RNA, 972 nt
Organism: Plasmodium cynomolgi strain B
Lineage: Eukaryota; Apicomplexa; Aconoidasida; Haemosporida; Plasmodiidae
Exons: 1
Cellular component (GO): nucleus
Source: RefSeq, a predicted model, not a curated record
GCAAAGAAUACAAAAUGUGCACACUUAGCCCCAGCCCCAAGUCGGAGGAAAUUUACAAAACUGUUGUGGAGAAAGUGCUGGAGCACACCUGCCAGGAAAAACCAAGCAAGUAUUAUUUUCUAAUUAAGCAAAAUCAACACAACUCGAAAGAUUUUUCCCUAGCCAAAAUAACCUUCAGAGAAGAGCCAUUGCUCAACUUGGGGGAUAACCUUAAGGAGGAUGAAACGUUUGCUUCAGUUUUUAACAAUUCAGGAAUAUCGCACAAAAAAUUGAAGAAGAAAAAAAAAGAAGAGUACCUAUUAAGAAAAUUAAAAUCGUCCAAUGUUACUGUAUCUGAUGAACAGAUCGUAGCAAAAUUAAAGAAGCUCCUAAAAUGUGGAAAAAACAACAAGGAAAUUAUUUUUAAAAAGGAUAGUCUUCACGAAUUACAUAAUUCUUACGCAUUUUAUGAUGAUGCAUUUUGCGAAAACUUUUACGUAAUAGGUGAUGAGUUCGAUUUUCAAAUAUCCAAACAGCUAAAUGGUUUGUCCGUCUUGUCACUAAGCAAGUGUAGCAGCAUUUUUUUUACAAUUUUAAACGACUUAAAAGCUGAUAGUUCCAAAAGCUUCAUACAAUUAAUUAAGGACACUGUAAAAGUAGAAUACGAUCCAAGAUUACUAAAUGCUCGCGUAUCCGGGAAGAGAAAAAAAAAUGCUCUUUUUGUCAACGAAAAUAUGACUAUUUUAAAAAUAUUCUAUAAAGAUAAGCUGUACAUGGUUAAAAAUAAAAUAUUCGGUUACCAACACGACAUUAAUGAAAACCUCGUGAAAAAUCCCCACCUCUUAUUUUUGGGCGAACAGGAGGCGUGGAUACUUAUCUUGAAAUGCAAGGAAGAGGCUAUUUCACAAAAAUGUAUAACUGCAACUCGCUACGAAGAAGAACGGAAAAGUGUGAUUGAACAGCACGACUGUGUUUUAGGUUCCUUGCGGAAGU